AUGGCCAUCAUCUCUCUGCUCCUGCUGAUCUCUCUGCUUCCACACCUGACCUUCACCGCUCUUGUAAAUGUGGAUAUAGUAAAUGGCCAGAAAGCAGAAGCUCACUCCAGACCUUACAUGGUUUCUCUUCAGAAGAACAAGGAACACAUCUGUGGUGGAUUUCUCAUUCACAACCAGUUUGUCUAGACUGCUGCACAUUGCAGAAAUAAAUAAGACUUUAGCAGUAUACUGACAGCUGUGAUUGGGGCACAUAACCUAAAAGACAAGAACGAGGGGUCUGUCCGCUUCGGAGUGAAGUCCUACCACAAGCAUCCAGGUUACAGACCUAAGAGUCACACAUACCAGAAUGACAUUAUGCUUUUGAGGCUGCAGAAAAAAGUCAAGGAAAACAGUAAAGUCAAGAUUAUUAAAAUACAAACACAAAAGGAAGACAUCAAAGCCGAUUCUGCCUGCAGAGUCGCCGUCUGGGGAAGCCUGAGGACUAAUGGCUCAGCAAAUGAUCGUCUAAUGAAGAUGAGGGUGUAUGUAAUGGAUAACGCAGAAUGCAAAAUCAGAUGGGGAGAGAUCUACUCGAUCCCGAAGAUGAUGUGUACAUAUGGCAUUGGUGGAUUCUGCGACCCUACAUUCACAGUGCGCUACACAGUAUUUAACACAGAAUAA
Molecule: messenger RNA, 660 nt
Organism: Puntigrus tetrazona (Sumatra barb)
Lineage: Eukaryota; Metazoa; Chordata; Actinopteri; Cypriniformes; Cyprinidae
Product: granzyme-like protein 1
Exons: 5
Biological process (GO): proteolysis
Molecular function (GO): serine-type endopeptidase activity
Source: RefSeq, a predicted model, not a curated record